ACCCAAACAGGGGCUGAAGAAAACUGUAGGAGUUUAAGGAGGAAUUUGCAAAUCCUGAAGCGUGCCACUGUUGUGCUUCAGGUGCUCAGCUGAAACCUUCAUGCUGACAACAAAGAAGCUGGAACAAUGGGAGUGACUCAUUUGUGGCAAAUCCUUGAGCCUGUGAGACAGCCUAUCAACUUGAGCAGUCUCAAAGGAAAAACACUUGCUGUUGAUUUAAGUCUGUGGGUUUGCGAAGCACAGACUGUUAAAAAGAUGAUUGGAGUAGUUACCAAGCCACAUCUGAGAAACCUAUUUUUUCGGUUCUCUUUCUUAACAUCAAUGGGAAUUAAACUAGUAUUUGUCAUGGAGGGAGAGGCCCCCAAGUUGAAAGCAGACACCAUGAGUAAGAGGAACGAGAUGCGCUAUGGCCCUUCAAAGAAAGUUGGAGCUGCAAGAACGGGGAGAUCUUUAUUUAAAACCAUAUUAAAGGAGUGUCUCGAACUGCUGGAGUGUUUAGGUGUCCCUUGGGUUCAAGCAACCGGGGAAGCAGAGGCAAUGUGUGCCUACCUAAAUACAAAAGGAUAUGUUGAUGGCUGCAUUACCAAUGAUGGAGAUGUCUUCUUAUAUGGAGCUCAAACAGUUUAUAGGAACUUUGCCAUGAAUGCUAAGGAUCCACAUCUUGACUGUUACACAAUGUCCUCUAUUAAGGAGAAGCUUGGUUGUGACAGAGAAACUUUGAUCGGGCUAGCUGUUCUUCUGGGUUGUGAUUAUCUUCCAAAGGGUGUUCCAGGAGUUGGGAAAGAACAAGCUUUAAAGUUAAUCGAGACCUUGCGAGGUCAAAACUUAUUGCAAAGAUUUGAGCAAUGGAAAGAACAAUUUCAGUAUGAUAAUACUGAACAACCUUUGGUUGUAAAAAGGGUAAUUCACUGUUCUGAGUGCCAUCAUCCAGGAUCUCCCAAGGAACAUAAGCACAGUGGAUGUAAAUUCUGUGAAAGCACUAAAUACUGCAAACCCAGUGACUCCAAAUACUGCUGCCCUUGUGAAUGGCAUCAGUUAGAGCGAGUGAAACAAGCAAGUGCAGUGGAGGACAAUAUCAGAAAAAAAGCUAACAGUUGUGAGGGCUUUCCAUUCUCUGAGGUUAUCCAAGAAUUUCUUGUAAACAAGAAUAAAUUGAUCAACAUAAAGGAAUGUCAAAGGCCAAAUUUAUUGUCCUUUCAGAUAUUUGCUUCUGAGAAGAUGGAAUGGACUAAACACUACGCCUGUAAGAAGCUGUUAGCACUAUUGACACGUUAUGAUAUGAUCCAGAGAAAAUCUGGAUACACUGAUACAAAACAACUCCAGGCAAUACGGAUAGUCAAGACACGUGUUAAAAACGGAAUUCCUUGUUUUGAAAUUGAGUGGCAAAGACCAGAACAUUAUGUUGAUGAAGAAGAUGAGCCUGUGGAAUUGUUUGUAGUCACGGUAGAAGAGGAGUCUUUGUUUCAGGCUGCUUAUCCUGAUGUUGUUGCCCUUUAUCAAGCAGAAAAGUCAGAAGUUCUGAAGAAGAAACAAAAAAACAGGAAAAACAGACCAAAAGAAAAUGAAUUAUCAAAUGUUUAUGAUGAAGUUAGCGAUCUUCUGUCUCAAAUUAAUUUAAAAUCUGAAUGUGGAAUUCUUCCUGUGCAAGACUCCACAUCAGAUAUAAAAACUCGCCCAGAUCAGAUACAGCAGAGAAGUACUGAAUCAAAAGAUCUGGUGUUAGCUACAGCUUCCAGCACAGCAACUGUUCAGAUGCCAGCAUCAGCAGCUGCUCUUCCUCUGACUGCAUCACCUUCCUUGCUCUUACAGAGCACGUUGGCUGACUCAUCCGUAUUGCCACCAGAAUUUACUAAAAAUUCAGGGAUGUCGUCCUCUUCCUCUGUAACAGCUGGUCUACACCUGAGCAGUAUUGAUUGGGAAGGAACCUUCUUCAGUGCUUCAUCAGCCUGUGGGGGUGACACCUGUGAUCCAGCAGCUGGCUUAACUACGUGCAUAAAACACUCCCAUCCACCAGGUCAUGAAACAGUAAGAAAUAGCUCAGAAUAUUCUGAUGCUAUGCAGUCUGAUCAACAUCAUUCUGGUAGUUCAGAUGACUUGGUUUCAGAUGAUGCUAUGGGACAACUUCAGAAGUGGUCUUUAAGUGAGCGAAUUCUGAAGAAGACUUCCAUUCCAUCAAAGCCUUUGUUGUGUGAAGAUGUAAUACAACUGCAGUCUUUUAAACAAACAAAAGAAACCUUGCAUCCUGAUAAAGAUUAUGUGUCUUCCUUGCAUCAGUUAAAUAAACUAGUGCAGGAAGGUAAAAAUGUGCCAUCAGAAAACUACGCGAGGGAACCCAGCAUAUGCAUUUAUCAAGAUCAGUACAAAAAAGCUGAGAGCCUGGCUGAAAUUAUGCAAAAAGACCUUAAUAUAAGCAGUUCAGCAUCUCUAGCCUGUAGUGGGCAAACAGCAGAGACACUGCAUCUUGGGUGUGAACUGCUUCCAGUGUCUCAGAAGCCGGCAAGUGUUGUAAGUGACUGUCACAUUAAAAAAGCUUGUGUUCAAACUGCUUGGAAAACUUCUAAAAAGAGUGUAUGUCAGAAGAGAUGCUCUUCUAGUGAAGACAGUGAUGAUGGAAACCUGAGUAAAAACCUGAUUUAUGAGCAGCAGAAAAAGCAACUGAUUCCUGGUCAGUUUAAAAAAUCUUUUACAAAAAAAAGGAGUAACACUGUUAGUGGCAAAAGAACAAACAGUGACUCAGCCCUUAUAAUUAAAGGGAAGAAAAAACCGACCAAUUUUAAAAAAGCUGGUAAUAGUUUUUCAUUGCAAGUAUCUCCAAAACUAUCCUCUGUGGGAGAAGUUAAUUGUUCCCAAAGUCCAGAGGAACCAUUUGAGAGGUUGGGUUCUGGUCCCACGUGGCAAGCCAGAAGUGCUCUGACUUCUGCGUGGGCAGAAAGUCCCCUUCCCCUGUCUGAAAGACUAAAAAGAAGAAUCAAAAUCAAUUAGGUUCUCCAUAAAAUAGGUCAUGAUAACAGUAUACUCAAUCUUCAGCUUUUACAGACUUUUUUCUCAAAGUUUUUCCAGUAUGCCUUAUCAAUUUUAUGUAGACACAGUUUUGAUGAAUAAGAAGUGCUGUGAAAUACUGCAUACUGGAGCUAAAGUUUGAAACUGAAAUAUUAUCAAAAGUACAAAAUAGCUGAUUAUAGGCAAGUGAUUACAUUCUGAACUUGAUACUUAUGUAUCAGGGUAUAGUAUACAUGGGAGUGGGGAGGUUUGUUUAUGAAAUAAGAAUGUUUUUUCUCCCAGCCUAUCAUGAGGAUUUUGUGUACAGCUAUUAGUUCUGUUCAUAAAACCAGACUUAUUAGAAUAGUGUGUGCACUGAUGUUGGAUACUCUUAAUAAUACAAAGUGAUACAGCUCUUUCCAACUGAAAUUUUCCAUUCUGUUUCAGUAACUUAAUUUUGCUAGUUUUAAAAUGGGUUUUCAAAUCCUGGGAUGCUGAUUUUGUUGAUUAUCUCUGAAGGACCAGAUAGAGACACACAACAGAUGUACCUUUCAUGGUAGCUAAAUUUAUAUCUGCCAUGCUCUAUGAUAAACAGUUUAAGUGUGUGCAUCUUCCAAAGAAUGGGGUAAGCCAUGUAAGGAUGUUCUGGUUUUGUAUUUAAGGAAAUUUUAUGGCUGUUUUAAUGAAACAUUUAUAGCUUGGGACUUUUUUUCUUCAAAGAAGAUAGGAAAUCUCAUCUAACAUUCACUUCUACUUAUAAUAGAAGGAAGAUUAAGAUACAGAAAAUCAAAAUCUCAUGAUGGUAUUGCAGAUUCUUUGAAAAAUACUGUGUAAAUGUUUGUUUUGAAAGGGGGAACAUGAAUAAAACUGCAUUUUUGAAGGUAUUCUUCCUAUCUCUUCCUACUGAAGCAAUCUCUGUACACAAAAAAAAAAAAAAAAAAAAAAAAAAAAUUUGUCUUCAACAGCUUAUUAGAAAAUGCCUUUUUGUCUGUCUUUAAGUGUUUGUAACUUUUCCUGUGGACCAACCAGAAGGAAGGCCACUCUUACCCAGGUAUAAUGUUAAUGACAGAAAUUUAGAAUAUCUGUGCCUUAAUGAAAAUGUCAAUUCUUUCUUUAUAAAGGCUAAAACUUUAAAAGUUAGGAAGCUAAAUUUCAGAUAUAUUUAAAGAAGAAAUAGGUAGUCCAUAGAUAAUACCAUCUGUAAUUAUCCAAAAUGAACGUAUGUUUCUUCUCUCUUGUGAGCAGAUGGAGAAAAUGUAUUUAUAUUUGAUUUUCCAAAUGAGAAACGUAUCAUAGAAAUGAGAAAAAAAAAUCCUAAAUGCUGAAAACUUAUUUUCAGAUUUGAAGAUGGUCUCCCUCUUCUGGAGACUCUUAACCACCCAGCUGGUGUGAGAGGGUAGCUAGAAUAGAAUUGCUAAGGAGAAUGACUUGCAGUUACCUGGGGACUGUAAAUGGAGAGAUUCCUUAUGCAGUGGUCAGUAGUGGAGAGAUCAGAUAUUUUUUUGUGGAAAAAAAUUGUUACUGAUUAUGUAUGAUUAUUUUCCUUGCUGUGAUUUUUGAAUGCUGCAAGUUGGAAUCAAGAGUUUGAAUUUUCAUUAAUAAAAAUGCCCACAUCA
Athene cunicularia (burrowing owl) is the source of this 4595-nucleotide messenger RNA. It is a transcript of the gene GEN1, whose product is annotated as GEN1, Holliday junction 5' flap endonuclease. The transcript has 16 exons. Gene Ontology annotation, biological process: regulation of DNA-templated transcription. Bases 127 to 2982 code for a protein of 951 amino acids. NCBI's taxonomy places the organism in Eukaryota, Metazoa, Chordata, Aves, Strigiformes, Strigidae. The record is from RefSeq and is a predicted model, not a curated record. Gene Ontology annotation, molecular function: four-way junction DNA binding; DNA-binding transcription factor activity; 5'-flap endonuclease activity. Gene Ontology annotation, cellular component: nucleus.